AUGGAAAUUUAAUAAGGGGAUCAAUUAAGAGUGGCUGCAAAGCAUCAUAUUGAGAGUUUCAAUUACUUGUACACUCAUGGUUUGGUUGAAAUAUGCCGACAUCUAAGUCCUAUAGAAGUUUGUGUGCCUGGAAAUCGAGACAUUCGAUUGCCGUUUAAGAAUAUGAAGAUUUGGAUUGAGGAACUAUAGAUAGGAAUGCCAACAUAAUAAGGAAUGUUGGGAGAUAAUAGAGUUCUGCCAACUCAAUGUAGAUAGAUGAAGAAGAGUUACACAGCUCCAAUGUUAGCCACUAUUUGCAGAGAGAUAGAUGAUAAUCCAAAGGAGACAGUCCGUUUGUCUCUGGGAGAGAUACCAAUAUUGGUGAAGAGCCAGAAGUGUCAUUUAAAUGGGCUGAGUGCAGAAGAAUUGGUGUAAUAACAGGAAGAUUGCAAUGAAUUCGGAGGUUACUUUAUAAUCAAUGGCAAUGAGAAGAUUAUAAGAAUGUUGAUCAUUUAGAAAAGGAACUACCCAAUUGCAUUCAAGAGACCUGGUUACAAGAACAAGGGAUUCAACUUCUCUCCAUAUGCAGUUUAGAUGAAGUGUGUGAGAUCAGAUCAAUAUGCAAGAACUAUCACACUACAUUACUUGAUGGAUGGUAAUGUGUACUUGCGUAUCAUCUUGAAGAAGAAGGAAUUGCAAAUGCCAGUAAUAAUAUUAUUAAGAGCAUUAACAGAUAUGAAUGAUUAUCAAAUUUAUUAAUAGAUAGUGCGUUCAUAAGCAGACAAGUCAGAUAUCUCUGAUAGAGUGGAAGUUAUGAUUGCAGAUGCUAAAUCAAGAGGAAUCAACACUCAAAAGGAUGCACUUGAAUAUAUUGGUAGAUUACUAAGAGUGGAACUCAACAUCUUUAAUCCAGAGACCACUGAUCUCUAAGUCGGUCGCAUAUUCUUGAGAGAACACAUUUGUGUACAUCUUGACAAUGAUCAAGAUAAAGCAUCAAUUCUCUUAUUGUGCAUUGAAAAAUUGUAUGCUCUUUUCAUAGAUGAAAUCAAUCCUGACAAUCUUGAUUCCUUAGUCAAUCAGGAAGUUCUCCUGUCUGGUCAUCUCUACACUGCAUAUUUGAGAGAAAAAUUGGAAGAUUUAUUAGUCGGAGUCAGAGAGAAAAUAUUAAAAGAUGCAACCAAGGAAUAAUCAAAAUUGAAGGACUUGGCUUAUUUUAAAAGAUGCUUUGAUUUAUAAACUACUGUUGGGGAAAAAUUGGAAAAUUUCUUAGCCACUGGUAAUUUGAGAUCAUAAACUGGAUUGGAUUUAAUGGAAGCAAGUGGAUUUACUAUCAUUGCUGAUAAAUUAAAUAAUAUGAGAUUUCUCUCUCAUUUUAGAUCUGUUCAUAGAGGAUCAUAUUUUGCAUAAAUGAAAACCACAACUGUUCGUAAAUUACUUCCAGAUGUUUGGGGAUUCGUCUGUCCUGUCCAUACACCAGAUGGAGGACCUUGUGGUCUACUCAAUCACAUUACUAUGAGUUGUGUGCCCUUAACUCAUCCAGAUGAACAAGAUAUUGAAGAAUUGCUGUUUCCUUUAGGAGUGCAAUCUCAACGUUUGAUCUACUCUAAGAAUGAUCUCCCUGUAGUAUUGAAUGGCAAAUUAAUUGGUUACUUAAAUUCCUCAUUAUUACCCACAUUUGAACACACUAUUAGAGUGUACAAAUCCAAUGGCACAAUCAAGGAAACUACAGAAGUGGCUUGUCUGCCUAGAUAGGAGAAUAAAUCUCCUCUGUUUCCUGGAAUUUAUAUCAAUACUACUGUAGCUAGAUUAAUGAGGCCAGUUAUUAAUUUGAAGUUGAAUACAAUUGAAUGGAUCAGUCCUUUAGAAUAGAUUAAUAUGAGUAUAGCCUGCACAUAAGCUGAUAUUCGUACUGAUACUCAAUACUAGGAAAUUGAUCCUGCAUACAUUUUAAGUAUUUUGGCUUCCAAUGUUCCAUUCUUGAAUUAUAAUCAAAGUCCUAGAAACAUGUAUCAAUGUCAGAUGGCUAAAUAAACAAUGGGAUCUCCAUGUCAUAACUACCCUUAUAGAUUUGAUAACAAAAUGUAUAGAAUUUUAUUCCCUUAAAAACCAGUUGUCAGAUGCUUCGGUUAUGAUGAUUACUAAUUCGCCGAUUAUGCUAGUGGUACCAACGCUAUUGUGGCAGUCAUCAGUUAUACAGGAUAUGAUAUGGAAGAUGCUAUGAUCUUAUGCAAAUCUAGUUAUGAGAGAGGAUUCGGACAUGGCAUAAUUUAUAAAUCUUCAGAGUAUUCCUUGAAUGACGACAAAGAAGUCAAAUACAAAUUACUCAGUCAAAUACCUGUUUAAUUAUACAACCAAAUCAAAUCACAAAUUCCAGUAAAUUUGUUACCUUAUGGAUUACCUGAAUAAUCUUAAGUUGUUACAAAAGGAACUGCUGUCUUAGCUCUAUAUGACAGUCAAUUGCAAUAGGUCAAAGUUCAUCAUUCUAAAGACAGCGAGACUGCUAGAAUCGAAUAAGUAGCUGUAGUGAAUAAAUCUGAAAAUGAUGUGUCAGUCAUGAUCAAAUAUAGAAUCAAUCGUAAUCCUAUUAUAGGUGACAAAUUUUCAUCUCGUCAUGGCUAGAAAGGUGUGAUGUCCUUAUUGUGGCCAUAAAUUGAUAUGCCAUUCUCUGAAUCAGGUAUGGUACCAGAUAUCAUAAUUAAUCCUCACGCUUUCCCAUCUAGAAUGACAAUUGGUAUGUUAAUAGAGAGUAUGGCUGCUAAGGCAAAUGUGUUAUAAGGAGAGAUGUUUGAAACUCACCCAUUCCAAAAUUAUGAGAAUGAUAAUGUUGUGGAUUACUUUGGUAAACAAUUAAUUAAACAUGGUUACAACUAUCAUGGAAAUGAAACCUUGUAUUCUGGUAUUUACGGAACUCCUCUAAAGGUUGACAUCUACUUCGGAGUGGUCUAUUAUUAAAGAUUGAGACAUAUGGUAUCAGAUAAAUCUCAAGCCAGAAGCAUGGGACCUGUCGAUGUACUCACUCAAUAACCAAUCAAAGGUAGAAAGAAGGGAGGAGGUAUCAGAUUGGGUGAGAUGGAAAGAGAUGCUCUCAUUGCUCAUGGAGUUGCGUAUUGUAUUAAUGAUCGUUUGCUCAAAUGUUCAGAUUACUCUGAAACCUACAUCUGUGAUAAAUGUGGUAAUAUGUUAGCCACUUAUCAAUUUGUCCAAUUAUUAUCCUUAGAAAAUAUUCAGUCUGUGUAGAGUUCUCAUCCAUAUUGUGUGAGAUGCAAACAAGCAAAAUGUUCUAAGGUAGCCAUACCAUUUGUACUCCGAUAUCUUGUAAAUGAAUUGGCAGCCAUGAAUGUUAAAUUAGAAUUUUCUGUCGCUAGAUGAAUUGUACAUUAUAUAUAUUUUAUCAAUAUUAUGAUUGAUGAACUAUUUAAAA
Molecule: messenger RNA, 3400 nt
Organism: Paramecium tetraurelia
Lineage: Eukaryota; Ciliophora; Oligohymenophorea; Peniculida; Parameciidae
Exons: 3
Biological process (GO): DNA-templated transcription
Cellular component (GO): RNA polymerase I complex; nucleus
Molecular function (GO): DNA-directed RNA polymerase activity; DNA binding; ribonucleoside binding
Source: RefSeq, a predicted model, not a curated record